Messenger RNA from Asterias rubens (European starfish), 2785 nucleotides. RefSeq lists its product as uncharacterized. The transcript has 15 exons. Lineage: Eukaryota; Metazoa; Echinodermata; Asteroidea; Forcipulatida; Asteriidae. The record is from RefSeq and is a predicted model, not a curated record. The coding region runs from base 168 to 2594 and encodes 808 amino acids.
GUAGACGUCCCACUCUUCGAAAAGUCACUGCAUAAAAACAAGACGCAAGAGUCGAUAAAGAGACGAAUUGGACGUUUCCAUAUUGGAGAGUUCUACAUCUCUUGAGUUUACAGUGAAUAAUCCUCUGCUGUCAUAAGUGUGUUCACUGGACAAGACAAGAAUCCAAGAUGGCCAAAGAGAAUGAAGAUGUGGUUGCCACAGACUACUGUAAAAAUUGCAAGCGAGACAUUCCUUCGGUGAAUUACAUCAUCCACCAAACGCAUUGUUCACGCAACAUAGUGCUAUGCAACCAGUGCAAGGAGCCGGUACCCCGCUCAGAAAUGGAGGAACACAAUGACGAGUAUCACGCUAAGGUGACUUGUAAAUGUGGAGAGGCAGUGGAGAAGUGUAAACAAGAAGAACACGAUGCCGAACAUUGUCCCCAACGCCAAGUUCAGUGCGAAUACUGUGAAAUGGAUAUGGAUCACAAAAGCUUGACUGAGCACAAAGACUUUUGCGGCAGUCGCACAGACCCCUGCCCCCUAUGCAGUCGCUACAUCUUCUUCCGAGACAAGGCCAGGCACGAAGAGAGCGUCUGCCAGUACCCGGAGGUCAAACCGGCGAAGCCAAACCCGGUGAAGACCUCGUUGUUGUCCUCCCUGUCUACAAACCCGCGGCAGACGAACCCGUUCGGGAUCAGGUCGCUUGACUCGACAGAGGCUCUCCACCAGCAGCAAGAGCUGUUUGACCAGUUUCCUGGAGCAAGGAACAGGGGCCCCCUUGCGGCAGGAAGGGGCGGGAAUGCCAGGGAUAUGAGGAGGGCAUUCUCAGAGGAAACUGACGGCGACAGGAAGCAUCGGAAAAACCAUGACCGCGUCCAGAACAUGAUGGCAAAAAACAGGGCGAGAAGCAUAGAGAAAAACGAAGAGAGAGCUCUGCUUCAAUCGAUGGUUAACCAGGAGGACUCCGAUGAGAGCCUAGCCAACCAUCUAGCCCAAGAUUUAUACUAUGAUGCCACCCCCUUCCCAACGGACCACCAAUUCCAGAGUGCCGGCCUGGAUUUCUCGGACAAUGUCGGCAUCCAUGGAAUCAUGAAAGAUGGCUACGGCAUUCCGGCCAUUAACACCUUCAGAGAUCAAUUUUCAGAUCUAACUCUACCUUGUGAAUUCUGUAUGCAACAAAUACCAGUUGAGAGUCUCAUAGAACACCAGACUGGUUGCCGGCCGGACAUUUCUUGCCAUCCGAUACCAGACUCGUCUCUGGCCAAUAACAGUCGUCAGAGGAGUCAUCACCAGAGUCAUCCGCCUCAGCCGCCCUCUGACACCUUAAAUAACCUGGGAUAUGGGUCUUUGCCUUCAGGGUACUCAAGUAGUUCCUUCGGCCAGCAAGACAACUCCCAAGGUUACAUGGAUGACAAUCUUACCAUGUUACCAUGUGAGUUCUGUGAUGUACUAUUACCAGCUGACGCCAUUCCCAUGCAUCAGGUCAACUGUGUUGAAAAUCGCACUGAGACUCCUUUACCUGCGACCUUUGACACAGCCCCAGGGGCGUACCCCACCCAGAGGGGUGGAGCAGUAGAGAGUCUGAUUCGUCCAAAUCCACAGAGAGGACAACGACCUCAAGACUUUGCUGCUCUCAACAUACCCAAGAAAUAUCCAGAGCAACAUCCAGUAAUUGACCCCAGCGUAGAUGACGACGAUGAUGAAGAUGAUGAUGUUGACGUCAUCCCAGUCAAGAUGGAUAAAUCCAGCUCCCUAUCCCAUUCCCAAUACCCUCGUAAGGCGCACCACAUGGCCCCUACCUUCCAGCAGCAGAGAACACACCCGCUCGGCCAGUCACCAGCAGAUAAAUACGUCCAUAGGGGCAAUAGAGGGGGCAAUAGAGGGGGCCAUGGCAGACCCUCUGCAUUAGUCACUGGUCAUUCUAUUGAGGGAGCUGUUCCCAAACCAAAGACAAAUAAUACUGCUGGUCAGUCGAGGCACUUUGAACAGCGCCCUCAGAGUAAGAGCAGUACCAAGGUACAGGAGACCCUGAAGUCGCUGUGCGACACCCCGGUCUUACUUGACGGAGAAGAGGAGCUCAAUAACGUGGUCGGUGGCCGGCUGAAUUCAAGACUUGGAGGAGGUGAGCAGGACUCAUACCCGCCGGGACACAACCGUACUAAAUCGUCUAAAGCCAAUCUGUCAUCAUUCGGCCCAUCAGGUGUAGAGACCGAUAAUCAAACUGCUGCCCCUUUCCAAACUCGUUCUUCUCUGGCUUACAACAAUCUUCCUCCACAACCCCUCGCAGGGGCAAGACAGAAGAUGUCGUCAAGAAAACCGAACAACAGCAGAAGCAGCGGUCAUGGAGAUGGUUACGAUCCAAGCUUUGCUAGAGGGGAGAGCCAGACCAAGGGCAGGGAGAGGUUUGGUCACAGUGGUAACUCUAGAAGGGCAAAACAGCCAUUGGCUUCAACAACGGUGGCCUUUGACCCAAAUGGCCUUAACCAAUCAACAGCGCUACAAGUAAAAGGGGAGUCACCCAUUCCACGAACGUCCAAUCAGAAAUCAUCUCAAAAGAGGAGACCAGCCGCACCGAGGCAGAAUACGAGACAUCGCGAUGACGCAAUGCCGUAAAGGUCACUGUACAGUCAGCGCACUUCAACACUGGACCAAAGUAACAAGGAGCUUAAAAAGUAUGUUCAUAUCUUCUGUAAUUUAGUAGUCAACGCAUAAAGAGUCAACAAAGUUGUGUAAAAAUAUAAAAGGAAAAGUUUAAAGGAACCUUUAAGAAUUGGUAAGAAAAGAACUUGUAUAUGAUCACAGAU